Parascedosporium putredinis is the source of this 3720-nucleotide messenger RNA. The record is from the annotation of a GenBank genome assembly. Lineage: Eukaryota; Fungi; Ascomycota; Sordariomycetes; Microascales; Microascaceae.
AUGCCGCACAGGAUUAGCCUAGAGAAUUUAGCUCGUCCUGACAUUCUCGUUGACGGCGGCGUAGAACCACAAGUUUCCGGCUUCAGACCCGCGCCUGUCGCCCGAAAGCAGCAGGCGGCCCUUCGCCUUCGCAGUGAGGGCGAGAAGCGUGCCGCCAAGAUCUAUAGCCUCAUUCGAUAUUUGGGCUAUCAGACUUCGGAUCCGUUGUCCGCCAUUGAGACGCAGUUUCGGGGCGCCGCCAAAGUCAUCUGUUCCCAGUGGGUCUCAAAGCCCCGGGCCGUGCCGGGACUUCUUCCCUCGUCCAAUGCCAUACCACGCGCCACAACGCCCGACCAGCGGAAAGAAUUGGAGCUUUGUCUCCUAGACCUUCUUCAGCAAGCCAGAGAGCCGACCGCGCGCCGGCUUUUUACGAGCACGCCCAAGGAUGUAACCAUCGCCGGCACUGCUCAACCGGCCCCGGCCUCUCGCCCAGGCGACUCCCGGCAAUUUCGCAAGAGGCACUCGGACGAAGCGGAAAUCGUGCGGGCCCGAGAUGGACCGUCGGUGUCUAAGCGCGCCAAGUCGGCUCUUGACCAAGUCCCUGUUCGCGGUAAAAUUGGACAGGUUGCCAUCAAUCGAUCUUUUCAGCUGUCCCGAGGGGAAGAUAGCCGCUCAUUCCUCAGUGAGAGCACAUUCGGCCCGGCAGACACAACAUCGGCUGAAACAAGUUACACCUCCAUAUUCUCAACCACGAACCGGAUAGCAGAUGAUACCAUUCCCUCCGAUUCCCAACUUACCCAGCCCUUUGAUGAUGAGGACCGCUUACGCCCGGGUCCUAAAACGGGUAUAAUCUCCGCCACCACGGCGUUCUAUCUCCCCGAAGACCUCCGACCCUAUCCUUCCCUGGCCGAUGAUCCCGCUGACGGGGAUGCCCAUCAUCCCUCGCCCAACCCCAGCUACCAUCCCCGAGUGCAGUUGCCCAUGACCAGAACCAUGCCUAUGGAGCAGAGCAAUCGCACCACAGCUACGACGACGACGACCACCACCACCGUAAUGCAGGGCGUAGGCUUAGAGAGGGGCAGUGGCAGAACCCUCGGCAUCUAUGACAAUUCCCGGCUCUCCAAUGCCGGCGCUGAGUAUGGAGCAAGCGAGAUCUCUGCGUGUAUCUUGCCAUUGUCCUCGCAACCCAGUCUAUCCGUUGCGCUUUCUUCCCAGGGCGUGGCCUUUAGGGAGCCACCGCGUCCAGCUCAGGGCACUCCAAUUCCAGCAGCUUCGUUUACUAGUUCCUUCGACGUCGAUUUUGAGCCUGGUGAGCGAGUAUUGGGUCCGCACUUUGCCCUUGACAAGAGGCUCGAGGAUUCCUGGCCCAAGCUCCCAAAGGACCUAGGCGAUGCUCCGCUUGCCAUCAUGUGGGAAGUGACUCGAGCUGCCCUCCAUUGCGGCGUAGAUCUUGGAGACCUUGGCCUGAAAUACAACAUCACUUGGAAAAGUCAAGCCGUGUUUAGAGACGCUCUUCUGUCCGACCCAUGUUUCCGAGACAAGAAACUGCCCACUAUGUGUAGUCCGAGCGUCUGGGAAGCGUCUCUCUCCACAUUUCAGCAGGGAGGCCGCACAAUCUCGCUUGUAAUGGAGGCCACCUAUAACCCUACCACGACCGGCCCGUUUUUCCUGCUUGCUUUGGAGCCUCUGGCCUUGAGUCUCGGCCAUCGGCUUGACAGGCGAUUUGGGUCCGAUCGGUUCCUCGAGGUCAUCUUUCCUUCGCACACGAGUGAAAAGGCACCUGCCAUGCUCAAAGAGCCCGGUGCUGUCGACUGCCUAACUCCGAGUACCGCAACUGUUGUUCUUCGCCAGGACCAAAUCAUCCACCACCCGGAUGAUGUGAGGUCCGCGACUGGACAAGUCAUGAAUGAUGGCAUUGGCAGAAUGUCUCGUGCCAUGGCCCUCAAAGUGGCCCAGCUGCAUGAUCUCGAUGUAAUGCCAGCCGCUUUCCAAGGGCGCAUAGGAAGCGCAAAGGGCCUCUGGAUUGUUGACGGUGAUUCAUACUACGACGGGGAUGAUGAGGUUUGGAUCGAAACCUACCCGUCUCAGCGAAAAUGGGCAUGCGACUUUGAAGACCAGGACCACCGUACGUUUGAGGUCAAAGACUUUUCUCGAGAGCUCAAACCGGCCUCUUUAAACAAGCAGUUCAUUACUGUUCUCGAGGAUCGAGCGAUUGACGCCGCCACCAAUCCUCUUGCCUUCCAGCGCUGGGUGGACGUGAACCCCUUUGACCGAACGGAGAGGAUCUCCCAUGGCGUCGUCCCUUUUUUAGCGGGUCUUCCUAACUCUGAUGAGGAGGCGCUCAAAUUUUUACUCGACGGCGGGUUCCACCCACGGGAGCUGAAAUAUAUCCGAGACUUGGUCUACAGCGUCGCCAAGAAGAAGCAUGAAGCCCUCCAGUCAAAGCUCAAGGUACAGGUCCCGCGGUCCACGUAUGCGUAUAUGGUUGUGGACUUUUCGGGCCGAUUGAAGGAAAACGAGGUCCACAUGUGGCUUUCGUCGAGCUUCCACACGGAAUGCGGAGAGUCGGAGACCAUAUUGCAUAAUGUCCCUGUUCUCGUUGCCCGAGCGCCGGCUCACUUUCCAAGUGAUAUCCAAAAGGUUAAGGCCGUUUUCCACCCUGAGCUCCGGCAUCUAAAGAAUGUGGUGGUUUUUUCGUCCCAGGGUAAUAGCCCGUUGGCUGAUAUGCUUUCCGGUGGCGACUAUGACGGAGACAAGGCCUGGGUUUGUUGGGAUCCGACCAUUGUGAACAACUUCCGGAACGCGCCGGUACCGGAAAAGCCCGACCUCCGGGAACUCGGCUACCUCCGGGUCGACUCACAGACGUUUGAGGGGACCAUAGCAAAGUACCCUCGACGCCUAGACAUGGCCUGCACGAAUUACAAGGAGAGGAUAUGCUACCGCAACAACAGCAUUAGGGACGAGGCCGCCGUCGUUCUGAGCUCGCUCGUAUCCGACUUGGUUGACAGGGCCAAGCAGGGCAUUACCUUUACAGAAGCCGACUGGACCCGUCUCAAGAAGGAUCUUAUCCCGGGAUCCAUUCGAUCUCCCGAGGCGCCAGCCUACAUUGAUAGGGAUUCGGGAGGACCAGGUAACCAUAUCCUCGAUUGGCUCAAGUUCCAGGUCAUCAAACCAACCGUCGAGAGCGAGCUCAAGGCCUUUGAAGUGUCCCUCGGGCAGCCCGAGCACUACGACGUGGACCUAGUCUACUACUUCCGCGAACUAGAAAACCUCGCCAACGGGACCCCAGGUGGGGCUCUUCCCGCCAUCAUCGAUCCGGCCACGGCUUCCCGAACCUACAGCGCCCUCCGGAAUAAACUCUGCAAAGACCUCUACGCCGUGUCAGACAUGUGGAAGGACACCAUCGCAACCGGCACCGCGAUCGGCUACGCGGACCGCGUUAGACUAGUACACCAGACCUACCUCGACAUCCGGCCGAACCCCGCAAGUCUCCGGCAGCCCGUCAAGGCCUCCUUCUUCUUCAAGCUCUACCAUAAGAAUCCCAAGCUCGUCUUCACCCUCGCGGGCGCCCACCUGCAAGCCAUCAAGGCUGAGAGCAUGUACGCCGCCCACCGCCCGGAUAAACGAAUCAUCACGGCGCUGGGCCGAAACGAGGGCGACACCGGAGACACCGAGAGCCUUGCGGACGUGCUCAACGAUUACUAUUUCGACGGUGAGGGCAACGAGAUCGAGCACGUCUAG